UUACAGACCGAUGUUAUCCUCCAUAUUACAACUUCAGUAUUUUCUGCAACUACUUCUCUUUGUGUUGCCUGAAUUAUAAUAAGAAUGAACUAAAAAUAAAGAGAAAAAAAACAAAAUAGGGCGAGAGGCAGGGUAAACCUAUUAAAAAUGAACAAAUAAAACAAAGUGAUCUGCAAUGGUGUAAAGAGUUUUGAUCUCUUUCACGUGUGGACAAGCAUCACCAUGAAAACUGUUUUCAAAAAUAAACUGUCAACAAGAGCUGCAAUAAUAGACACAUGUCAACUAAUUAUCUUCACACAUUUAACUUCCUCUAUUCUAUUAUUGAUCAUUUUCCACUGUUGUACAGUCCUUUAAAGGCGUUAUAAGGGAGUCUGCAAAAUGCACUAAAUAUCAACCUAAAGCAUUUUGAUGUGUUUUUUUCACUCAUUUAAUAUCCAUGUCAAGAGAAUGAAGGAAGUAAGGAAGCUUAAAAGCAAUGAACUGAAUUCAUUCAGCAUAAGGAGUGAUGUCACUAUGAGGAAGUGAGCAGGAAGUUGAUGCUGUAUUCAUCUCUGAGACUGUCUCAUUGGUCAAAGUCAGAUUACACUGAAAGCACGAUGGCUGCAUUCACAUGGAUUCAAAUGCCUUCAUUACUGAUACUGAUGCUUCAGUUUAAAGGAACAACUGAGCAACAUCAACGUGGACAUGAUGUUACUCUGCCUUGUAAAAAUGUGAUACAAGGUCAGCAUAACUGUAUCAGUACUACCUGGCUCUUCAGUGAUUCAAGCAGCUCAGUAGAACUCUUUAACCUUGGGCAGAAAAAACAAGUCAAAGCUAAAUCAGACAGACUGAGUCUUUCUGCAGACUGUUCUCUGGUUAUAAAGAAGGUCACAGAUCAGGAUGUUGGUCGUUACACCUGCAGACAGUUCAAAACACCAACAGGAUCACAAGAAGGUCCAGACUUUAUGAUUCAUCUGUCUGUUAUUAACAAGCCGGCAACAACAAAAUCAACAACAGUGGAGUUUACCACAAAAACAUCAUCAACAAGAAAAUCCACAACAACAACAACGUCAGAAGGGACAUCAAAUAAUCCAGGAGAUCAGUCAUGGUUUAUCAUCGUUCCUGUGAGUUUAGCAGCACUGUUAGUUGCGGUGAUCCUCAUAUGGAAGAAAACUAAAGAAAACAAAACACAACAGAGCGACAACACUGCUGAAGCCGAUGAUGAAGUUUCCUACGCCUCCAUCAGCUUCACAAAGAAAACCAAGAGUAAAGACCGGCCCCGCGCCGAUGAUGAUGGUGAGACUGUGACCUACAGCACUGUGAAAACUUUCUCUCCACGUGCUGGAGUUUCCGCUGAUUCCAGCGACCUCUAUUCCACCAUCAACAAACCAAAGACAUAGUAUGUUGGUCAUGAAAGGCUGCAUGUUGUUUUUCUUGAUGCUGCAUCAAUGUUUCAAUUGUAAAUUUCUUUACAUUUUUUAAAUUAAAAUGUAAUAUUUGUGUGUAAUAUAUAGGUAAGCACUUUUUUGAAAGCUUAACUCAAGUCAGUACAGACAAGGUAGUUUAUUUAGCUUCUGAAUUAAGUCAUGUGAGAUGUUUUUAAGUAAAUAACUUAGCUGUUGUUUUCUUAAGCACAUUAGUAGAUCUAAAUCUUCCCAUUCCUUAAUUUUAAAUUUUUUUUAAUGCCUUAAACAUAUUCUCAUCAUCAUCUAUGACAGUAUUAAAUUACACACCAAGCACGAUAGGUUGUUGCAAAAAAGUAAUCUUAAAAAAUGCAAUGUGAAAAAAAU
Oreochromis niloticus (Nile tilapia) is the source of this 1769-nucleotide messenger RNA. RefSeq lists its product as uncharacterized. The record is from RefSeq and is a predicted model, not a curated record. Bases 537 to 1379 code for a protein of 280 amino acids. Gene Ontology annotation, molecular function: MHC class II protein binding; protein tyrosine kinase binding. The transcript is spliced from 7 exons. Gene Ontology annotation, cellular component: membrane raft; external side of plasma membrane. Gene Ontology annotation, biological process: T cell activation; interleukin-15-mediated signaling pathway; positive regulation of ERK1 and ERK2 cascade. Lineage: Eukaryota; Metazoa; Chordata; Actinopteri; Cichliformes; Cichlidae.